ACAGCAAGGCUGGGUUCACAAAUCACUGUCCUUACGUUGAAGAAAGAGUAUCAACAAUUAAAGCGAUGCCUCCGCCUCUCGAUAGGAUUUCAGUUGGACGAGAAAGAUGACAAAGUCAUAAAACAUUUCAUCGAACAUCUGUCAGGAGCUUCAACUGCCGCGAGGCCGAAGUCUGUAGCACAUGCUCCAGAUGCCGAAAACAUUCGAUAUUAUAUGUGGAACUGCCAUGAACGUGUUUAUAAACAUCCUCGAUGCAUGAUACAACUUUCUUUUUGGCUUCAUAUUGCCGCUAUAUGGGGUCUUCGCACAGGAGAAACAACAGAGUCUUCUUCUCAUCGUGGUUCGAACGAGAGCAUACAUUACGGCGAUAUCACUCUGAGCCUUGUUCCAUGGAACGGAAACCUCAGGUAUCAACUCAAGAUUGCCUUACGGAAUCGGAAGUUCAAUAGAGGGCAUGAAGGCAAGGUGAAGAUCAUAACACUGCGAGAGCAUGAGAACCCUGCGGAGAGAUCUAAGUGUCCUAUCAGAUGGUUUCUUUCGUUGGCAUUGGCUGACGAGGUCUUUGCUGACGGCUUGGAGCUCAAGGACUUCGAGCGCCGCUGGGUUCAUUCCAGUGCUGGUUCUCGUGUCUUUCAGAUCAAAGAGUGCAAGAAGAAUACUCCAAUAUUUCGAAAGCUC
Messenger RNA from Aaosphaeria arxii CBS 175.79, 678 nucleotides. RefSeq lists its product as uncharacterized. Lineage: Eukaryota; Fungi; Ascomycota; Dothideomycetes; Pleosporales. The annotation marks the transcript as partial. The record is from RefSeq and is a predicted model, not a curated record. The transcript is spliced from 3 exons.